Messenger RNA from Wyeomyia smithii (pitcher-plant mosquito), 1662 nucleotides. RefSeq names its product zinc carboxypeptidase-like. Gene Ontology annotation, biological process: proteolysis. Gene Ontology annotation, molecular function: metallocarboxypeptidase activity; zinc ion binding. Bases 84 to 1328 code for a protein of 414 amino acids. Lineage: Eukaryota; Metazoa; Arthropoda; Insecta; Diptera; Culicidae. The record is from RefSeq and is a predicted model, not a curated record. The transcript has 6 exons.
GAAGUUAUGGAUUGCGCGCUGUAAACUUCAGACUAUAUAAGUAGAUAAUUGCCAUAUUGCUUCCAAUCAGACGCUCAGUAGACAUGAAACCGAUUGAGAUAAUAGUCGUAUUUUACAUCGGCACCUUAGCCUGUUACGCCGAGCAGCUUCGUUUCGACAAACACCGGGUGUACUCUGUCAAGGUUCAAAAUGAAGAACAAUUGUUCACGCUUAAAGAGCUGGAAACCGUCCCACAGAAGUACACGUUCCUGGAUGUCCCGGUGGCGAUUAACACUACGGUCCAAGUAGUAGUUCCUCCAGCCUUACAGCAGCAAUUCGAACAGCUCUCAACUCAUUUGAAUCUAAACGUCCACCUAGAUUGUUCUGAUUUACAGAGCGUCAUAGAUAAGGAAAGACCGAAUCGACACAAACGUGCAGACUUCGAUUGGUCCGAUUAUAACACUUUAGAGGAAAUAUACGCCUGGGUAGACAAUCUUGUACAGCAAGAAGAGGAACUGACUGUCGAAACAAUCGGACAAUCGUAUGAGGGACGUGACCUGAAAGUCAUAAAAUUAUCCUAUAAGGAGGGAAAUCCUGGUAUAUUCGUCGAUGCUAAUAUCCAUGCCCGGGAAUGGAUAACCUCUGCUACCGUGACGUGGAUUUUGAACGAACUGGUGCACUCCGAAGAUGAAGCCGUCCGAGAGCUAGCGGAAAGUUAUGACUGGUACAUCUUACCGGUGGCGAACCCUGAUGGAUUCGUCUACACGCACACAACAAACCGACUUUGGAGGAAAACUAGAUACCCAUACACAAUUCUUUGUCAAGGUGCGGACCCUAACCGAAACUUUGACUUCCAAUGGAAUAACGGUGGCGCCUCCUUGAAUCCUUGCUCAGAUACCUUCGCCGGAGAGUACCCUGAAUCUGAGAUAGAAGUCAAAACAAUAUCAGAUUACGUACGAUCGAUUGCCGAAAAUAUUACACUGUAUUUGACAAUCCAUUCCAGGGGGCAAUAUAUCUUGCUUCCAUACGGCUACAAUGAUGCUCCUUACCCAUCCAAUUAUGAUGAUUUAUUACAGAUAGGAAAACGAGCUACCGUUGAUUUAUAUGAAGUUCAUCAGAAGCCCUACCGAGUCGGUACCACGGCCGAUGUUCUUUAUAUCGCCUCUGGUAUUUCGGUAGAUUGGGCCCACGGUGCAGUUGGUAUUCCGUUAUCAUACACGUUUGAACUUCGAGACCAAGGUGAAUUUGGUUUCAUUCUACCGGCCGAUCAGAUUGUGCCAAACGCAGAGGAGGUUUUGGCAGCCUUCAUUGGACUUAUUGACGAGGCUCGAGUUCUUGGAUAUUUUUAAUAUACAAAAAGCUACCUUUAUCGACUUGCGUAGUCUGUUCAAUAAAUCAUUGGGUAUAAAUUGAGAAAUCGUUCGAAAGAAUCGAGAUAAUGGUCUCAAAAAAAUAGCUUCAAUUUUCUUUCAAAGCAAUCUUGUUAUCAUAAAAGGCAUCACCUACGCCUUUUUUUAAUUGUGCAUGUCCCAGACUGCUGUCUGUCUCAUGAGAUUAAAUUCCUACAAAGAUCACUUGACGUUUAUGAAUUAUUCUACUAUCUACUUUCGGGCACUCGACUGUUGAACUUGCUAACUUCGCUUUGCGAUUGUGUACUCCACUCAAACGAAAAAAUGUAUUAUU